Arabis nemorensis is the source of this 477-nucleotide messenger RNA. The record is from the annotation of a GenBank genome assembly. Lineage: Eukaryota; Viridiplantae; Streptophyta; Magnoliopsida; Brassicales; Brassicaceae.
AUGCAUUACAUGGGUUUGUUUAGUAAAACUGGAAACAUAUUUAGGCAGCCUAGAGCAUUGCAGGCCUCAAACGCUAUGUUACAGGGAAAUCUUUCUUUGACUCCAUCUAAACUCUAUGUUGGAGGCCUCUCACUAACUACUGAUGUAGAUCUCUUGAAAGAAGCUUUUGGCAGAUUUGGAAAAAUCGUUGAUGCGGUAGUGGUUUCAGACCGUGAAACUGGUGUAUCGAGGGGAUUUGGUUUCGUAACAUAUGAUUCAAUUGAUGCUGCUAAUAAUGCAAUACAAUAUAUGAACGAUCAGGAACUUGAUGGGAGAUUUAUUGGAGUGAACCUAGCUGAUUCAGGAGGCGGUGGGGGUGGUGCAAGAAGGGGAGGUUUUGGUGGUGGUCGUGGUGGAUACGGUCGUGGUGGAUUUGGACGUGGUGGAUUCGGACGCGGUGGAUUUGGACGCGGUGGUGGAUAUGACUUUGUUCGUUAA